Molecule: messenger RNA, 1518 nt
Organism: Helianthus annuus (common sunflower)
Lineage: Eukaryota; Viridiplantae; Streptophyta; Magnoliopsida; Asterales; Asteraceae
Product: MDIS1-interacting receptor like kinase 2
Exons: 2
Biological process (GO): hormone-mediated signaling pathway; protein phosphorylation
Cellular component (GO): plasma membrane
Molecular function (GO): protein binding; ATP binding; protein kinase activity
Source: RefSeq, a predicted model, not a curated record
UUUUGGGUUCUAUCAGUACGGCUUGAUGAAAACCAUCUAACUGGAAACAUCUCGGAAGAUUUUGGGAUUUAUCCAGAGUUAGAUUAUAUAGACUUGAGCAACAAUAACUUUUACGGUGAGGUGUCUAGUAACUGGGGGCAUUGCCCUAAUUUAACUAGCUUAGAUAUAUCAAACAACAAUUUGUCUGGAAAAAUAUCUACAGAGCUAGGAGGAGCAACAAGAUUAGUCGAAUUACAUCUCUCAUCAAAUCAAUUAAUUGGUGAAAUCCCAAAGAGCUUUGAAAGACUAAGCUCAUUGACGAAAUUGUACUUGGAUGGCAACAAGCUAUCCGGUAAAAUUCCUUCAGAGCUUGGAAAUCUGUACAACUUAGAAGAAAUUAACAUAGCAAAAAAUUCACUUACCGGUCCAAUCAAUGAAAAUAUAGGAGAUUGCUUUAAGUUAAGGAGCUUGAACUUAAGUAGUAACAAAUUUGAGGGAGUUAUCCCAGUGCAUAUUUGCAAGUUGGAAAAGUUAGAAUCUCUUGACCUUAGUGAAAAUAAUUUGACCAGGAGUUUACCUUCACAGCUUGGGGGUCUACAAAGUCUACAAAUAUUAAACAUCUCACAUAAUAACCUCACAGGCUCUAUUCCUUCAAGUUUCACUAAAAUGUCAAGUUUAACCACAGUCGAUGUAUCUUUCAAUCAGCUAGAGGGACCACUACCAAAGAUGCGAGCUUUUGAAGAUGCUCCAACGGAGGCACUAGGACAUAACAAGCGGUUAUGUGGAAACAACACAGGGUUAGAUUGUCCCAUCAAUACAAACAAGGUUUCAAAGAUGCUAUUAAUCAUACUUCCAACUUUGGGAUGCAUGGUCCUGUUGUUUUAUAUCGGUGUCAUAUUCUUUUAUCUCCAUAAAAGAAAUUCAAAUGAUAUAAAUAGGACACAAGUGACACAAACAAACCCUUUUACCAUCUGGAGCUAUGAUGGGAGAAUGGCGUAUGAGAGCAUCAUUGAAGCUUUAGAGGACUUUGACUUGAAGCAUGUUAUUGGGGUUGGCGGACACGGUACUGUGUAUAAGGCAGAAUUGUCAACAAAAGUUUUGGCGGUGAAGAAAAUUCAUGCACCAGCAGACGGCGAGACACAAAAUUUUAAGAGUUUCGAAAAUGAGAUCCAAGCAUUAACAGAAAUACGUCAUCAAAACAUUGUCAAGCUCUAUGGAUUUUGUUCACAUUCCCGGCACUCAUUUCUGGUAUAUGAGUUUUUGUCAGGAGGGAGCUUAAGAAAUGUACUGAAUCACAUCGAACAAGCUGUCGAAUUUGAUUGGGAAAAGAGGGUGAUGGCUGUUAAAGGUAUUGCAAAGGCGUUAUCCUAUAUUCACCAUGAUUGUUCACAACCAAUCAUCCAUAGAGACUUGUCGAGCAACAAUGUUUUAUUCGAUUCGGAUUGGGUUGCUCAUAUAUCUGAUUUUGGCACUGUAGGUCCCUUUCCGGAGGAUGACGAACCUAAACCUUGUUAUACAAACCUACUAGCGAGUGAAUAA